This is a messenger RNA of Lolium rigidum, 2281 nucleotides long. RefSeq lists its product as uncharacterized. Bases 1276 to 1965 code for a protein of 229 amino acids. The record is from RefSeq and is a predicted model, not a curated record. The transcript is spliced from 2 exons. Lineage: Eukaryota; Viridiplantae; Streptophyta; Magnoliopsida; Poales; Poaceae.
GACAACAAUGUCCAUAUUCGACAAUUUCAAGGUGCCAUAUUUCACGAAGUUCACUAUAGAGAAGAUUGAAAGACCAGCAUGGAACAAUUAGUCAUUAUGUGGUGAAAUAUGAAGAGCCCAGCACAAAUGGUGUGUUGUACCAAAGAGUAUCUAUGCACCCGUGCAAGGCACUAAGUUCUCAUGAUUCAGCUAGGAAAUACUCAGUUUACAGUUAUGCCAAUAUAGAGCAAAGGUUCCACACAUAUUUCUUGAUUUUUUAUAGUGGGACAGUGGAGUUAAAGAUGCGUUAUUUGACGUUAGACUGUCAAGUGAGUUUAUGACAUUUGCCCCCAGGCAAUUUAGGGAAGUCGGGGAUCACAGAUUCAGAUUAACCAUCUCUAAUAAUGGGGUUGGAUAGUUCCACACGCGACAGUUUAAUACUCCUUCUGAAGGUCACAGUUCAAGAAUGAUGAUUGUAUGAUAUGCAUGGUUGCCUUACUGCUUUAAUUUUCUGUGAUCUGGCAUGUGGUGCAUCAUUUACCUCCACAAGAUACCAAACAAGAGUGCAGGCCCGUCGUACCGAUGACGGGAUACAUAUGCAUAUGUUAGUUACUAAAUAGAAUUUCAAUCUCCUUUGGAUAUGGUUUACUACCCCAAGUUUUCCAAGAUUGACGUGUAGGCUGAGAAUAUAAAUCCUGGCAAUCUACUAUUACUAGUUAUGCUACAAUACCAACUAUCCAUUCACUUGGUUGCUAAGGUCCUACAUCAUGCAGUAAAGUUUUUUCGCGACUACACCCUAAGAUCAAAACCACCAGUCAUAAUGUCCAAAGAUUGUCAGAUCUCUCUUUGUGUAGGGUUUUCUUUUCUUGUAUUCGGAAAUAUCUGUUUCUUCAGAGUCUAACACAUCAUCGUCAUCAGCGUGCAUUUUUUGUGAGUGUUGGAAGUUUGUAGCUUUUUGUAGAUACAUGUUGAACUACAAUUCAAGAUUUUUUCCUGCUCCUACAAGAUCUAUAAACCUUUUGCAAAAAGCUAUUGUGAGGGCUACUACUGAUAGGACCUAAGCAUGCCAACUGGGCAACACAAGUGUGUCGUUACAACGAGAUGAACGGGCAUAAGUGGGGCCAUAUAUGGCCUAGAAAGUAGGUCAACAAUUUGUGGGAUUUUUUGAGAUAAAGUUCGUCAAAUUAUUUAUUCUACUUUUUAUUUUCUUCAAUACUACAGGCUCAGGCUUCUGAAAGAAAAGUGGAAUCACCAGCAAAAGAUGCAUGGGGAAGAUUUUUCUCUAAAGAAAAGGGCAUGCCAAAAUCAAAAAAUGAAGGAUCAUCAAGAGAUUCUGAACGUGAUACAGAUAUCAGACUGGACUUUGAAGGAUUUAGCAGCUGCAGGCCUGUAAAAUUUGCUUCACUAGAUGAGAGGCCCUUGCAACAUGAGAACAAUGGAUUGAAAUACUAUAGCCUUUCUAGAAGGUUACGCAACCGAAAGCAACAAAAACGGGAUAUUGCAACUGACUAUGUUCAUUUAACUUGCUCAGGAGACACGACAGCAAAUUUUAACAGCAGCAAACUUAUGAAUCCUAAGAAGCACGGAAAACGUUCAGCCCGCACUAGGGGAAAGAAUUCAACACUGUGGGCUGGUGUUCGUGUGACUGAUACUGCUGCUGCCUAUUCUCUACUGCAGAGCAAUCUUACUCCCCAGAAAGGCAAAGCAAAAAAUGUACAGUUUCAGCCCACGGUAUUCUCAGGUCUGAAUCUACACACUAGGGCUCAAGAUUUUGAUCUUUCAAGUGCAAAAUCUGCUUUGGCAGCUCUAUAUGGAGAGUCUAAACGAGAUUUGAGCGUUGAGUUUGCUGUGAAACUCCUAAUGGAUGAAAUUAGGCUGCCAAAGGAAGCUGCAGAAGUUGAAAAUUUCUUCAAGCGGAAGAUGAACAGUAAGAAAAGGCACAACAGCAGGACCUUCCGAGACUCGGCAAAGCUCCAAACAUCUUAAUUAUAAGAAACAGAAAAUAAGUAACAUCUGCUCAAUGGGCUAAACCGAUAAGAUGUAAUUAACAUCUAGGAUGAGUCAGUUAGUGGGUGAAUUGCUGUAUCUUGUUUACAGCAAAAUUAGUCUUUCUACUUGUAUCUUGUUGAUGCCAAGCAGAGAACAGCUAAAACAUGCGGGGUUAGACAUGCAUUGGCAUCCCCCAGCUUUUCAAUUGGAUUUUUGCCUAAUAGAAGCUGCAGUUUUACUGCAUUGGAAUGAAUAAUGUGCUAUGCCAUAUAUCUUCGUCGGUUGAAGAGUUUUAAAUAAGAAAAAAAUCAUG